AUGGAGCUCUCUGACACCUUUCGCAUUGUCAACUUGGCUGUUGGUGUUAUCACCGUCCUCGGUGGUAUCGCGUCCAUCUUCCAUCUUGGCCUUCAACCCAUUGUUGUCGGCGCUUACAUGAUCGUCUUUGGUCUCGUCAUUGCUCUGCUCGAGUUUCAGAUCCCUCCCCAGGUCUCCCGACAUGCCUCGUUCAUGUUCUCCUUCAUCGGCCGUGGUGUCUUCUACGUCUUCAUUGGCUGUCUUCUGUUGGGUAACUUCAUCCUUAGCAAGAUUGCUGGUAGCAUCAUCGGCAUCGUCGGUCUUGCCUACAUCGCCCUCGAGUUCGUCCCCUCCAUCGAGCCCCCCAGCAACAUGCGCGAGGCCGAAGAUGCCGGUUGGGGUGCCGAGCAGGUCUAG
This is a messenger RNA of Fusarium subglutinans, 396 nucleotides long. RefSeq names its product golgi apparatus membrane TVP15. The record is from RefSeq and is a predicted model, not a curated record. Gene Ontology annotation, biological process: vesicle-mediated transport. The transcript is spliced from 5 exons. Lineage: Eukaryota; Fungi; Ascomycota; Sordariomycetes; Hypocreales; Nectriaceae. Gene Ontology annotation, cellular component: Golgi membrane. Bases 1 to 396 code for a protein of 131 amino acids.